This is a messenger RNA of Lodderomyces theae, 975 nucleotides long. It is a transcript of the gene HEM13, whose product is annotated as coproporphyrinogen oxidase. The transcript has a single exon. NCBI's taxonomy places the organism in Eukaryota, Fungi, Ascomycota, Pichiomycetes, Serinales, Debaryomycetaceae. Gene Ontology annotation, molecular function: coproporphyrinogen oxidase activity. The coding region runs from base 1 to 975 and encodes 324 amino acids. The record is from RefSeq and is a predicted model, not a curated record. Gene Ontology annotation, cellular component: cytoplasm; mitochondrial intermembrane space.
AUGGUUGUCUCCCCAGAUAAGAUACAUGACAAUUCGUUGCCAAUUAGAGAGCGAAUGGAGACUCUAGUCCGUGUGAAACAACAGGAGAUCACACAAGCAUUGGCAGGACUUGACACUGUGGACUUCCAUACCGACUCGUGGACAAGAGGCGACAAUGGCGGUGGAGGUCAAUCAAUGGUGUUGCAAAAUGGAACUACGUUUGAGAAAGGUGGUGUAAACAUAUCAGUUGUCCAUGGUAAAUUACCCCCACAAGCAAUCCAACGGAUGAAAGCUGAUCAUGCAAAUCUCAAGGGUACUGGUAGUGAUGGAAGUGUUGAUUUUUUUGCAUGUGGGUUAUCCUUGGUGAUUCACCCUCAUAAUCCACAUGCACCUACAACCCAUGCUAAUUAUAGAUAUUUUGAAACCAUUGACCCUGAAACUAGAGAGACUCAAGCUUGGUGGUUUGGAGGUGGGGCAGACUUGACACCGUCAUACUUGUACGAAGAAGACGCCAAACAUUUCCAUCAAAAGCACAAGGACGCAUUGGACAAGUAUGAUGAAACCUUGUAUCCAAAGUACAAGAAAUGGUGUGAUGAGUAUUUCUUUAUAAAGCAUAGAGGAGAGACUAGAGGUAUUGGGGGCAUCUUUUUCGACGACUUUGACUCAAAACCAGCUGAUGAGAUUUUGCACAUCAUUGAAAGUUGCUUUGAUGCAUUUGUGCCAUCUUACAUACCCUUGGUGGAAAAGAGAAAGGAUACACCGUUCACCCCUGAACAAAAGCAAUGGCAGCAGAUCAGAAGAGGUAGAUAUGUCGAAUUCAACUUGGUUUUGGAUAGGGGAACCCAAUUUGGUUUACACACUCCAGGGUCGAGAGUGGAGAGUAUAUUGAUGUCAUUACCAGCAACAGCUAGCUGGGUUUAUGAUCAUCACCCUGAACCAGGAACUGAAGAGGACAAGUUGUUGCAAGUGUUGAAGUCCCCAGCCGACUGGGUCUGA